Messenger RNA from Syngnathus typhle (broad-nosed pipefish), 7293 nucleotides. Its product is annotated as signal-induced proliferation-associated 1-like protein 1. Gene Ontology annotation, molecular function: protein binding; GTPase activator activity. Gene Ontology annotation, cellular component: cytoplasm. Lineage: Eukaryota; Metazoa; Chordata; Actinopteri; Syngnathiformes; Syngnathidae. Gene Ontology annotation, biological process: activation of GTPase activity; regulation of small GTPase mediated signal transduction. Bases 569 to 5725 code for a protein of 1718 amino acids. The record is from RefSeq and is a predicted model, not a curated record. The transcript is spliced from 21 exons.
CGAUAGGCAGUAGAGAGGCACAGCGAAUGAUCUCAUCCUUCCAGCAGCAGCUGCAUAGCGCAGCGAGGCAAAGUCAUAACUUUUUUCUCCCCGAGCAAACUUCCAAGUUGCGUCUCGGCUAGGAUAAAAAAAGAUAAUCAUUUUUUUUUAAAAAAAAAAAAAGCCGAGUCGACGCGCCAACGUUUGAAGGUUAAAAAGAAGACAGCGAGAGGAAGUGGAUGAAGGAGGUCGCAUGUUGCAGUUUCAUGUCAAGGACUUGUAGGAGCCGAAUCGAACAAAGGGAAAGGCUUCGAAUUGUGUCUUCAGAAAAAGGAGCGAGAAAAGCACCCCGGAAAGCACAGAAGGUCAAUGUUUGGAGUUAAAAACAUGCUAAUGGGGGGCUUUGUCGCAGCGGCAACUGCUGUGCAAGCUUGAGUGAGGAACAGUCGAGUUUGCCCCUCCCCUCCUUUUUUUUUUUUUCUUUUCUCCUGCUGACAAUCAACCUGCUCAUGAAGUCAGGGAGCAGCAAUCCAUUCCUGAGACAGCCAUGUCUACUUGCUGAGUGCCUUUAGCCUUCGGCGCUCGUGUCAUGACCAGCCUUAAGCGCCCACCAAUGGAUUGCACCGUCGGGGGCUCCGUCCCUGCCACCGAUGAGUUUUACCCUCGCCACCUGCGCGUGGUCAAUGGCGGCGGCGCUGCGCCGACCCGCACGGACAACGUCCACGGUACCGUGAGCGCGGGAGUACCCAAAAUGGGCGUAAGGGCGCGUGUGGCCGAUUGGCCGCCAAGGAAGGACGUCUCACGGGCUUUGUGGCACACGGCCACGCCGCCUGAAAUCAUGAGCGUUCCUCUAAAGAAUCACGUUAAAUUAGGAUCAAUCAUCAGCCCUCAGGACUCGUCAAUGCUGCGAAAUAUCCACAAUACUUUAAAGAAUCGAACACAGGCCCAGGCGAACAACUACUGCACGGACGCUCGCUAUUUAGCACCAGGAGACUACGGAGGUCGCCGGAACCCGCAACAGAAGCGAAUUCGUCAGCGCAGCAACAGUGACAUGACCAUCAGUGAGAUGGAAGCCGGCGGAGACAGCGGCGAGGAAUGGGGGUCACCGACAACCCCCAAAUGGUCGCCUCUUCACCGCGAGUACGGCAGCACAUCUUCGAUAGACCAACACGGGGCUGCCGGCGAGAGCUUCUUUGAAAUGCUUAAAGGCUACCAAGGGGAAGUCGACCAGCGUAGCCCAGCUCCAGAACAACUAGAGGACAUGCUGAAUGUUCGGCCCAAGCAGACUACCCGUGACCUCUCGGAGAACGCCGUGGACGGUCAGCCUCCGAAACCCAAAGACAGGGAGAAACCCCCAAAGAGACGCACAAAAUCCGAAACCGGGGGCGAGUCUAUAUUCCGUAAGCUUCGUAACGUACGAGGAGAGUCGGACUCUCCGAGAGCCGGAUCGGACGUCGAGGACAGUCGACUGGAUGAGACGUGUCCGUCGUUAAAACCGUGGGUCUGUCAGAAAGACUUUGCCCACUACGACGUCCAGAGCACGCUCUUCGACCUCAACGAAGUCAUUCAGUUGCGGCAGAACACCGGUAGGAGGAAGAACAACACCACCACCGGGGCUUCCGCCGCCGCCGUCGCUUCGGCGACCUCCACCCUCUCAUCCACCCACAGCCUCCCGUACAGCUCCCCUCGUGGCAGCCAGGAGGACCUCGACUCCCGAGAAAGCCCCGGUUUGGAUUCAGGGGACGAACAGAGCAACGAGAUGCUACUCGGUUGCCCCUGUUUCCGAAAUGAAAUCGGCGCCGACGGCAACGGCAGGCACAGGUUGGGAGCAAAUUAUUAUGGACUUGUUGGCGGUGUCGCGGGUAGCUCCGGGAAUUUAAACGGAGAAGGAAACAUUUAUGAAAGCUCUUUAAGCACACACUGCACCAACGCCGGCGUAGCCGUGCUGGAGGGACCCAAGGAGGGCCCGACUACGCUCAGCGAAAAGGCCAAACAGUACAUCGUGGAGCACGUGGACCUUGGUGCUUACUACUAUCGAAAGUUCUUCUACCUAAGGGAACAUUGGAACUACUUUGGGAUCGAUGACGCUUUAGGUCCGGUGGCGGUUAGCUUGCGCAGAGAAAAGUUGGAAGAAGACAAGGAGCACGGUCAGCAGUAUAACUAUCGCCUCAUCUUCAGAACAAGUGAGCUCACAACACUCAGAGGUUCUAUCUUGGAGGAUGCCGUGCUCUCCACCUCCAAGCAUGGCACCGCCCGAGGGCUGCCCAUUAAAGAGGUCCUGGAGUACAUUCUCCCAGAACUGGAUCUGUCUUGCCUGCGAUUGGCCUUAAACACCCCCAAAGUCACAGAGCAGCUGAUGAAACUGGACGAGCAAGGACUGAGUUUCCAGGUAAAGGUGGGCGUGAUGUACUGCCGAGCCGGCCAGAGCACGGAGGAGGAGAUGUACAACAACGAGUUGGCGGGUCCCGCCCUGGAGGAGUUCCUGCAGCUGCUAGGGGAGAAGGUUCGCCUCAAGGGCUUCACCAAGUACAGAGCCCAGCUGGACACGAAAACGGACUCCACAGGCACACACUCGCUGUACACAUCCUACAAGGACUACGAGCUCAUGUUCCACGUGUCCACUCUGCUACCUUACACACCGAAUAAUAAGCAACAGUUACUGAGAAAGCGGCACAUUGGGAACGACAUCGUGACCAUUGUGUUCCAGGAGCCCGGUGCACACCCCUUCACCCCAAAGGCCAUUCGUUCUCACUUUCAACAUGUUUUCAUUGUUGUGAGGGUGCACGAUCCCUGCUCGGAUAACACCUGCUACAGUGUGGCUGUUAGCCGCUCCCAGGACGUCCCCCCAUUUGGUCCACCAGUCCCCAAGGGCGUGACCUUUCCCAAGUCCUCCGUCUUCAGGGACUUCCUCUUGGCUAAAGUCAUUAACGCCGAAAACGCCGCACACAAGUCGGACAAGUUUGGCGCCAUGGCCACGCGCACGCGGCAGGAGUACCUGAGGGAUUUGGCUGAGCGUCAUGUGACUAAUACUCCAGUGGAACCCACAGGGAAGUUUCCCUUUAUUUCCCUGGCGCACAAACGACGGGAGAAAACGCGGCCGUACAGUGGUGCGGAGCUCCGGAGCCUGGGCGCCAUAACUUGGCAAGUUCACGCUGAAGACCAGGUGGCAGGUGCGGAGCGGGAAUGCCUGUUGGCCGUUUCCAACGAUUUCGUAAUCCUCCUGGAUCAGGAAGCCAAAGCCGUCGUGUUUAAUUGCGCCACCCGCGACGUGAUCGGUUGGUCAACCGGAAGCCCCGCCUCCUUGAAGAUCUUCUACGAACGCGGUGAAAGCGUAUCGCUUCGUUCCAUCAAUAACAACACGGAAGACUUUGGAGAGGUGGUCAAGAGAUUGGAGCUUCUGACCAAGGGCAGUCAGACCGCCGAAAUGACGCUGCGUCGCAACGCCUUGGGCCAACUGGGCUUUCACGUCAACUUUGAAGGCAUCGUGGCGGAGGUGGAGCCUUACGGCUACGCCUGGCAGGCCGGGCUGAGGCAAGGCAGCCGACUGGUGGAGAUCUGCAAGGUCGCCGUGGCCUCGCUGUCACACGAACAGAUGAUCGACCUACUCAGGACAUCCGUCACCGUCAAAGUGGUCAUCAUUCCUCCGCACGAAGACUCCACACCGCGCAGAGGCUGCUCAGAAAUCUAUCACAUGCCCUUAGUGGACUACAAGAAUCACAAAGAGGGAAUGCCCUAUGAGUUGAAAUUCCCCUUCCGCCCGGCCACCAACAGCAACACCAAGUGGCCCAGAACAUCCUCCAGCCCUCAGACCCGGCCUGCGGGUUCGGGCGGUACGCUCAUCAAGGCUCCUCCGCCGGACUUCGGCAACUCUGCUGUCAUGCCGCGCAGUGUGUCCAGUGACGGUCGACCCGUAGUUCCUAAAAGGUAUUCACCUGGAAAUGAAAACUACGCCCUCGCCUGCUCAAUCGUGAUGGGCCGCACGCUUCACAACACAAACUCCCCCUCUGGCCUGCCUUACACCGACAACAUGAGCUCCAACCACUGGAGGCAGAAGUCUAUGCCUGAGGGGUUUAAUAACAACAACUGCCAGUCCCAUGUGUCGUCUGCGCGACUGUUGCCAGGUGACAGUGCUAGCGCCAUCAAAAUGGGCUCCAGCACAGGAGCUGCUUGGUCCCGAAAUGGCGAGAGUGAGGUUACGUGUACACAAGGGGGAAAAAACACUCAAGAAACGUCCAAGGUGCUCAUUCCUCGACUCCAGCCACCCGAGCUGGGUGGACAUAUUUCACCCAACAAGAGCGCUAAGGUUGAUGCUCCUUAUUCCUCCAGCCAGUCCAGCAGCAACACGUUGUCAAGCAAUGCCUCAAGCUCCGCCCACAGCGACGACAAGUGGUACGAGGUGGGGUCGCGGUCAGGAGUGCGCGGAGAUUUGGAGCUCGGCGCCUACCUCCAGGGCGCGUCCACCGACAGCGGCAUCGACGCCACGUCCUUCACCGCCACCCAGAGCAGCACGGCCUCCUCCAACGCCGCCUUCAGGACCGCCGACGGCAUCCCGUGGCAGGACGAGACGGGCGGGCAGAGUGGGGCCGACUCCUCGCCGCCCGCUCCAGACUCCCUCGCUCCUCAAGGUGGUGAGAAUCCGUUGAAGAGCCCGUCAGCCUUCCCAGAUGGAGCUUCCUACACCCUGAGUGACUCCGCCUCCCAGUCCAGCACACCGAUUUCUAGCCCCUCCGGAAACCAAGAGGAGCCAGCAACCGACACCUCACCCACCUCCCAGAAUUCCCCGGGGCCCAAGACCUUUUAUCCGAGACAGGGGGCCACCUCAAAGUUCUUAAUCGGAUGGAAAAAACCCGGAGGGACCGUCAACUCCAUUGACUUUGGCAGCUCUCGGAAACGGCACCAGAGUGAUGGUUUACUGGUCAGUCAGCCGCAGCUCAGAGCCAACCUCCGGGGCUCGCAGUCACCCCAGCGGCACACUGCCAAGUCCAACCUGGAAGAAGACCUGAAGAAGCUCAUCAUGCUUGACAGCCCUCCACCCACCACCAGUGAAGAGAAGCCGUUCCCUGCUCCGACGCCUACCCGCCGCACCCUCCAGAGAACCCUGUCAGAUGAGAGCAUCUAUAGCGGGCAGAGGGGGUCCAUCUCUAGCGACAAGCGUGACACCCCCACAGACCUUCUGUUUAGCUGCUCGACCGUACCGCGCUCGCCCACCGCUCGCAACGCAGCCAGCCGUCGAACGCCGCGCAAAUCCUCGGGAAACUUAUCCGCUCCUGAGAGCACUGACUUGGAGCAAGAGAGGGCAAAUCAGCAAGCGCAGGAUCCUGCCCUUAUGCCCCUCCCUGACACCAAGACAGAUGGCCCACUGGACUGGGCCCACCUGGUAGAUGCCGCCAAGGCCUUUGAGGAGCAAAGAUUGGUGUACCUGGCGGCCCAGGAGGAGAACGCCGCCGUGGCUGAGAGCCCAGCUAGUGUCAGUCCCCAGCAGGCUGAGCCACAGGCAGCCCCACUGAGACAGCCUUCGCCUGGCGAGAUGCCCGCCUGUUUAAUGGGGAAACUCAGCCAACUGGAGUCAAUGGUGAAGGCGCUACAGGAAGACCUGAAGAAGGAGAAGGAUGCCAAAGCGUCCCUGCAAGUUCAGAUCCAGGGCUUGCGCGAAGACAACCAGCGCCUCCUGGAGGAGUCGUACAGCGCUUCAGCCAAGCUGAAGAAAUUCACAGAGUGGGUCUUCAACACCAUCGACAUGAAUUGACGACGCCGGCGAUGCAGCCACAAAGGAAGUACGACCACUAAAACUCAGCUGUACGUGCGUCUUUUUUUUUUUUUUUACCCUUCAAGAAGGACUCACACGUGCUCUUUAAAACCAACAGACGCGUUCUCUUGGUGUUUACGUCAUACCAGUGCCAACAUCAUCCGAUGGUUACAACUGACCAAGCACGCGUGCUUAAGAACUGACCUAUGGUGCAGACUUGUCCCUGCAUGUCAGAGAAGAGAACCGAUUAAAACAACAGACGCAGUUAAUAAAUGUCUCGUAUUCUUCUGAAAGGGUUUCGACGCUAAUUGGCAUUUUGUGGAGGACAGUGAUAUUUUUUUUUUUAUUAAUUUCACACAGUGGUAUCUCUGAAUAGCUUAUUGGACAGAGAAAUAUAUAUAUAUGUAUAUGUAUAUAUAUAUAUAUAUAUAUAUAUAUAUAUGUAUGAGAGAUCGUAUCCCAUUAUUGUAGCAUUGUGAGUAAACAGACGGCCUUUGCGUUAGCACAUCCUGUAAACACUGUAAAGUCAGGUGUCUGUCCAUUGUAAAACGAUUGUAACAAUUUGCAAUUGUACAGUUGCAGAUGCAAACAGUAUAUCUUUUGUACAAAAAAAGAAAAGAGGCCAGAUUUCGGUUGUCAGUUAAAUAGCUUUGACGGCUCAUUUGUUCCACCAUCUUGUAAAUAUAUGAUUUAUUUUUCUCGCCUCCUCCCCCCGUGCCCUUUUUGAAGAGAUAUUUAAAGAAUAUUUAUGAAUAUGUUGAUGUUACUGAAGAAAAAAAAAAAGCAGCCAUAAACAGAUGGGGAUACCUCUGUGUACGCUACACAAUCAGAUGCAGAGAAAUUUGUGUAUUUCAUCUGGAAAAAUAUCAGUAAAUGUAUAUACAUAAGUUAUAAUAUGUGAAAAUAUUUUUCAUUUGAACUUCCAAUGCCUCCAAAUUGCUUGAAAUGAUUGACUGUAUGGUUGAGAAGGGGUCCAAAACUGAUAGUUAUAUGGGAAGGUUAGCUAAGAAUUUUCAGUAAUAUUCCAUACUACAUAGAGUAAAUUAUUUCAUAAUUUUAUUUUUUAAUAAAUAUAAUGUAUGUAUAAUUUUUUCAAGUAUAGCUUACACUGAAAAAAAAAACCAUUCAAAAUUCCCCUUUAAGAAUCUCCCUAUAGGGAUUCAAAUAAAUAUAAAUUUAAAAAAAUAUAGAGAAGACGUGAGUUAUUACAAAACAUGGAACUGACCAUGCAUGCUGAGAGCCUCCAAUGUGAUCCUUCAUCUGGAACUGUUCAAUAUGUUAACAAAUAUUGUAAGAUUGCAACUUUUGGUGCUUUUAUGUGUGCUUCUAUAUUAAGCCUCCCCCUCCCAAAAAAAAAUCUACUUCCAGUAAGCCUCUUUUUAGUCUCACAAUUUGCACCAUCAUUGCUAUUUUUCAUAAUUACUUUAAUAACAGCGGAAAGCAUAAAAAGUCAGAGGCCCCUUCUUGAACCUUCAUCCCGAACACGUGUGACGACAUGUGACUCUCGUUCCAUUCACCUGUGAUGUGUACAAAAUGUUUAUAUCUAUUAAAGAUAUUUUGUUCAGUUA